Molecule: messenger RNA, 5063 nt
Organism: Scylla paramamosain (green mud crab)
Lineage: Eukaryota; Metazoa; Arthropoda; Malacostraca; Decapoda; Portunidae
Product: nephrin-like
Exons: 21
Coding region: 902-4333 (1143 amino acids)
Biological process (GO): cell-cell adhesion
Cellular component (GO): cell-cell junction; plasma membrane
Molecular function (GO): cell adhesion molecule binding
Source: RefSeq, a predicted model, not a curated record
CCUUCCCUCGCUUGGUACCGGUCCGGGUUUCCAGUGGACGCUGCGCUGCAGACCAUGGUGAGGAAGCCGUCGACGCGGCGGAGAUUGGUGAGCGUGACGAGCAGACUCACAGUAAAGGCGACGAGAGCAGACGACGGGAAGCAGUACACAUGUCGAGCCCUGCACCCCGCGCUGCAGCACCCCGCCUUGCCUCUCGCCGCCUCCGUCACCCUCUCCGUCCUACACCCUCCCGACCCGCCAGUCAUUACUGGAUACCGUACCGGGGAGGUGCUGGCGGCGGGGGAGCGGCGCACCCUCACCUGCCGAGUGGUAGGGGGCAACCCGGGCCCGUGGGUCACAUGGUACUGGCAUCAAGUCCUGCCCAACAACACGGUCCGCACGCAGGCCAGGAAGAGCGUCCACCUCAAUGAGAAGACAAGCAGCAGCGGUCUGAGGAGCCGCGGUGCCACCGUGACGCAGCAGGUGACGGCCUCCAGGACAGAUGAUGGGGCCAAGUACGAGUGCCGCAUCACCAGCGACCAGCUCAACCGACCUUACUCCACUAACGUCACUCUCACUGUGCACUACGCGCCGGCGCAGGUGCGGGUGAGCGGGCCCAGCGUGGUGACGAUGGGACAGCGCUACACUCUCACCUGCCUCACCACCCCCGCUAACCCCCCCGCCUCCCUCACCUGGAUCCUGGACGGUGAGCAAGUGAACACAACGACAACAACGGUGACGAGGGACGAUGGGGGAGGCUGGAUCACGUCUUCGGAAUUGAGCGGCAAAGCGGGGCGGGCCAGCGGCGUGCGGAUGGUGCGGGCCAGGUGCGAGGCGAAGCAUUUGGAGUCUUCUGGCAUCCUCACCCAUUCCCGCAACAUCACCAUCUUGCGUCCCCCGGGGCAACCAGUGGUGGAGCUCAAUGCCAAGGGUCAGGUGGGUGGCGGGCAGCCUUGUGGAAUUCACGUGUAUCACCAAGGGAGGACACCCACCCCCUAAGGUCAGGCUGUACAAGAGCGACAAAGAACUGACGGCGCAGACAGCUGUGCGGGGCGGCGUGACCAAGGUGACGGCCACGCUGACAGCGGCUCCGGAGGACAACGGGGCAAGGCUGCGAUGUGAGGCCACCAACUCCGCCCUUCCCGCGCCCCUCACCGCUGUCACCACCCUCAACCUUCUCUUUCCUGCGUGGGAGGUGCGGGGCUGGGCCAACCCUCGCAGCGUGGAGGUCGGCCAUGUGGUGACCCUUACGUGCGAAUCUUCUGCCAGCGUGCCUCCUUCUACCAUCACCUGGCACACCUCCAGCAACGCCCUCGCCCAGCCCUCCUCCAGGCAGUCCCCAGGGAGCUUCGGCGGAACGGUCACCAGGUCUGAGAUGCGUGUUCGAGUGAGCGCCGAGGACCAGGGUCGCGUGGUGACUUGCGAGGCCGACAACGGCCUGGAUGUGACGGUGGCGACCAACAUUACGCUGGACGUGCUGCACGCCCCGGUGUGGGUGGAGGCCCCGCGAGGCAGAGUGGACGCCGUGGAGGGGGACAACCUCACCAUCAUCGCCAAGGCCCAAGCCAACCCAGGUCCUGUCAAGUACAAGUGGCGGCGAGGGACGGAGGAGAUCGGGAACGGCACGGGCGGGGACGGGGCGCUGCGAGUGGGGCCCCUCCACCGCCUGCACUCCAACAACUACACGGUCACCGCUACCAGCCCCCGCGGGACCGUUGCCUCCAACUUCUACCUCAACGUACAGUACGGGCCGGAGCACAUCGAGACUGAGAGGCGCGUCAAUGUAGCCCGAAACAAGUCUGCCACGGUCCCCUGCUCCGCCUCAGGGAACCCCACGCCAACCAUUACCUGGACCAAGAAGACCAGCAACGUGACGGGGGGCGUUUGCUGGCGGAGGGCGUGGGGGAGGCGCACCUGGUGGUCAAGAUGGCAUCACCUGCGGACACGGGCGUCUACCUGUGCCAAGCCUCGAGCCCUGUGGCCCGCCGCUCCCCCCGUGCCCUCGACCAUAGUGGUGGAGCAGGCGCCGUGGUGGAGCAACCGUCGCCCUGAGGAUGUGGUGGGUAGCUCGUGGGCGCCUCUGGGUGGGAGUGGGGUGCUUGAAUGCCAUAUGAAGGCCCACCCGCCGCCCACCUUCCACUGGGCUACCCGGGACGGAAGGACGAUCACCCCCAGCAGGAAGUACACCUUUCUGCCGCCCAAGCUGGUAGACGGGGUAGUGGAGUGGUCCUCAAGAUUAGAAGUCCGCAGCGUCACUCCCGAAGACUACACCACCUACACGUGCACGGCCACCAACGCUCUGGGAAAACACACGUCAACACUCACCCUCACCCCGCCAGUCCCGCCCGCCACUCCCAGACACCUUGCCGUAGCCAAUGUGACCACGGGGGAGGUGUUGCUGGUGUGGCGGCCAGACCUCAGCCGCAGCACCCCGGCCGGCUACCUGGUCAACGUGUGGCGAAGCAGCGAGACGGGCGUACAGGUCCUGAACGUGUCUGGCAGCGAGAGGACGAGCACGCUGGUAGGGGACCUCUCGUCGGGCACCGUCUACUCCUUCACCGUGCAGGCGUUCAACCCUCAGGGCGUGUCAAGGCCGUCCGUGCCUCCACUCACCGCCACCACGCUGGGUACGCCUCACCUUAAGUCUGUCACUCACUGCGGUGGCUUCAUGCUGCGGUGUUCGGUUCACUGCCUAUGGGUUGUGAGUUCGAUCUGGCUCAUGGCAAUUCCCCGGUGGGAAAGGUCUCGCUGUCUUGUUACCAUAAACGAUGUUGAGUUGCAGCGCCGCAACUCAAUUGUGCCCACUUCAACUCUUUACCUCUUAUACUGCAUCUCACUCUACAUCCUCCAUCGUCUCCCUCCGGCAGGAGUGGCGGAGAGUGCCAGCAGCAGCAGCAGCAGCAGCAGCGGCAGCGGUGAGGGCGGAGGUGCAAACGGAUCACGAGUGCCGCGCCUCAUCCUGCUCAUCAUGACGCUGGCAGGGACGGCGCUGCUCGCCCUCAAUAUCGCCAUUAUUGCCUGCUUUGUCCGGCGCCGAGCAGCGCACAACAACCGUGGGGUGUCCGCCUCCUCCAGCAAAACCACAACGCUGGAGGUGUUCUCGCCCGCCACCACGCCCGGCACCACGCAGGGCGACGAGUUGCCCAUCACCUCCACCAAGGGCCUCACCGCCAUCACUAGGCAGUGCGUGGAGGGACAACCAAGCCUAGGAGACACGGAGCAGACUAGCCUCUUUCAUAGUAACGACCACGGCGGACCUCUCGCCGCCCCACUGGACCCAGGCCUCUCUGCCACCGCCCCCAGGCCAGGGUAUAGAAACGGCAGCAGGAGUCACCAGAACGGCGGACUGUAUAUGCAGAAGUACCGCGAAGACACCCCGUAUUACUACUCGCCGCUGCCACAGAACCAUAGCGUGUCUGGGGAGGAGGGCGUGAUGGCACGGCCAGGCAACCCCCCAGACGUGUGCCCCACCACCUCGGACUCCCGGGGCACCCUCACACGCCGUUCCCAUCGUUCCCACCCCGAGGGGCAGAGCCAGCGGCAGCAGCAGCAAGCACCGAAGCAGCAGCAGCAGCAGCAGCAGCAGCAGCAGCAGCAACAACAACAACAAAAGCAGCAGCUAAAGCAACAGCAGGUGUCAGACAUGUACCCCAUGGAGCCGCUGUCAGCCCCCACCGGAGGGUACUUCCACGCCGUCACUGACAAUCCGCGGCGACACUCUGUGGACGAGAAGCGACGUCCAGGAACCCAGCCAAGCCACCACCAUCACUACCAUCACCAUCACCCGGAGCAGCAACUGCUACAGAACCGCGGCUCGCCCAGGACAUCGGAGGGGCACGAAGGCAGCCGCCGCCAGCACCACCUCCACAACCUGGAUCAGUUCAACGCGUACAGCCAGAACCACCGUGAAAUCACAGCAGCAAACACAGGCGUGGCGGGGAGCUACGCUACUCUUGGCCCGCGGCGCCUACAUCACCAGCAACAGCAACAGCACGCAGCGGCAACGCAGUUCUCCACGCUGCAGCGUCCACUCUCCAAGGCCACGCCGGGCCCUCACAACGGCCACAGGGACCAUCACCACCACCACGACCAGCGGACAUCAGAGGGCACUGACGGGGCUGGGACGACGCAGGACGACAGUGGGUCAUCAGGGUACGGCGGCAGUCCUCGCCAAGAAGUAGGUGGAACCUCCGGAGGUGGUGCGGGGGCGCUGGCCUGUCCCCAACCCGCCGACGCAGCCUCCACCUCUGCCACCACCUCGACGCUCAGUAGAACUCGGUCUUCCAGUGACCACUCCAAGAAAGGGAAGGGCGACUUGCCCGAGCCGAGGGAAGGCGUUGGGCAGGGCAAGUGAAAGCCGUGUCAGCCUGUCAGCUGAUCUGCGAUAAGACAACAAAAUUCAAGGCCGGGCUGAGAGUUGGGAGGCCCAUCACUCUCAAACCCUCACGGACUUCCCCACUGCAUCGCCGCCUCCUCCUACUUUUCCUACUCCUGCUGCCGCUGUUGCUGCUGCUGCUGCUCCUACUGCCGCCGCCGCCGCCGCUGCUGCUGCUACCGCUCCUCCACCACGAAUCAACGAUCAUCCACCUGCGAUAUGUUCUGUCUCCCGCGAGCACGGAUGAGAUGAAGUGCAGGACGCGUAAUUCGAGGACACUGGUCAAGACAGACCAAGAGAGAGAGGCGAAUGUUUGUGUUUUGUAUCAGUCAUCCAAGGGCGGGAGUCCGUGUGGGCCUCGCCGUACAUACAUAGCUUUAAGGCAACGUCAAAAGAGCUUCUUGAUUGCUGUUCCCAUACCACCAGUCACCCUCUCGCCCGCCGCCCUGACUCCUCCUCCCCCUCCUCCUCCUCCUCCUCCUCCUCCUCCUCCUCCUCCUCCUCCUCCUCUUCAUCCUCUACAAUCUACAUCCCAAUCCCGUCUGCCUCGCCCUCCUCCCUCCCUACUCCCUCCUGUUGAACAUGUGUCGUGAAAUGUUCAUAUUUUUGUAAAUGUGUGUGUGUUAGUGGUAGGUUGUGUGUGUUAGCGUUAGGGUGUGUGUGUGUGUGUGUGUGUGUGUGUGUGUGUGUGUGUUUGUGGGUGGGUGGG